AGUAAAACGAGUCCAGGCAGAGGAUUUGUCCUUCAUACUGGAAUUUUAUGACAGACAGAGGAAAGCUUUACAUUCCGUGUCAAAUGCGAAGCAAUGACACCAUGGACCCUACUCCUCUGAAGUUUGAACUUUAUAGAAGUCGGAUUUACUGUUCUUUAUAGCUUUCUUGGCUUGUGUCAACUCCAUACUCAUUGACCGCAGCAUCAUUUGUUUUCUUAUUCGCUAAGAGCGGCGGGACAAGUUCCAAAUCCAUGAAUUCUGAGAAGUGUCAGCGCAUAGGAAAUGGACAGGAGGAAAAAGUGAAAGGAGUCCUGAAGAAGUCUGGACACGCCCACAGGAAGUCCCUGAAUGACUCCCUUGAUGGAGAGCUCAAGGGGUUCCUCAUAGACGAGGGGCAGCUGCACACCUAUGAUGACCUCACCAAAGUCAACCCUGUGACCCCAACGACAGUGUUGAAAUGCCUGCAGGCCAGGUACAGAGCACAGGUGUUCUACACCCAUGCUGGCUGCACUCUGGUGGCCCUAAACCCUUUCCAGCCCAUCCCUGGCCUCUACACCUUGGAGGUGAUGAAGCAGUACCACUGUGCCCCUCAGCCUCAGGAGUCCAAACCCCACAUCUUCAUUGUGGCAGAGGAGGCCUACCGGAACGUUCAGGGGCAAGUGGACCCUGUUAACCAGUCUCUGGUCGUCAGUGGUGAAAGCGGAGCAGGAAAGACAUGGACCUCUCGGUGCCUGAUGAAGUACUACGCCACCGUGGCAGCGUCCUCCUCUCAGAUGAAGAGUCAGGACACCGUGGAGAUGAUCGAGAGGAGGGUCCUGGACUCCAACCCCAUCAUGGAGGCCUUUGGCAACGCCUGUACCUUGCGAAACAGCAACAGCAGCCGCUUUGGGAAGUAUAUCCAGCUCCAGCUUGACAGAUCUCAGCUGCUGGUGGGAGCAUCCGUGCAAACCUACCUACUGGAGAAGACCAGGGUGGCUGCGCAACCAGCGAACGAAAGAAACUUUCACAUAUUCUACCAGAUGACUAAAGGAGCCAGUGUUGACCAAAGGAAAGAUUGGAAGAUUCCAUAUGACCAAAGUUUUGCCUGGCUUCCAAAUGCUGAAAAGGCACUGGAAGAGGAUUGUUUUAAUGAGACUGUUGAGGCAAUGCUACACCUUGGCAUCGACACAGAGAAGCAAGGACAUAUAUUUAGGAUUUUAGCAGGUCUUCUUCAUUUGGGGAACAUUACUUUCUGUACUGUAGCAGAUGAAUCGCAACCCUGUGACAUUAAGGAGCAUUCCAAAGACUGUGUGCAGGAUUGUGCAGGAUUGUUGGACAUCCCAGUAGAGGAGCUGCAGACAUACCUGAGGGUACAGACCUUGAGGGCAGGCAACCAGAGCGUUCUCUUCAGACCCUGCUCUCUGGCAGACUGCUGGGUCAGGAGGGACUGCCUUGCCAAGGUCAUCUACGCACAGUUGUUUGAAUGGCUGGUUAUGUUCAUCAAUGACAGCGUGUGUGCCAAAAAGUCCACCUGGUGCAAUUUUAUAGGUCUGCUGGAUGUCUAUGGCUUUGAGUGCUUCCAGGUCAACAGUCUAGAGCAGCUGUGCAUCAACUACGCCAAUGAGAAACUGCAGCAGCACUUUGUAGCCCACUAUCUCAAAGCCCAACAGGAGGAGUAUGUCUCAGAGGGUCUGGAGUGGUCCUUUGUUAAAUACCAGGACAACCAGGGCUGCCUGGAUCUGCUCGAAGGCAUCCCGACCGGGGUCUUCUCCCUCCUCAAUGAGGAAUGUCGUCUCAACCGCGCCUCCGACGCCAAGCAGUUCCAGGGUCGUCUGGAGAAGGAGCUGUCCGGCAACAGCAGCAUGAGCAGGGACAAGUUCAGCAAGCUGCCCCACUUCACGGUGGCUCACUACGCUGGCAAAGUCUCCUACCAGAUAGAAGGCAUGAUGGAGAAGAACAAGGACCCUGUGCCCCCGGAGCUCAUCCACCUGGUCCAGAAGUCUCAGAACCCUCUGCUUCACCAGCUGUUUGCUGACCGACAGGCGGAGGACCAAGGCGCCAGAGGACUCAGACAGGUUGUCACAGUGGUGUCCAGGUUCAAGAACUCUCUGGAAAGUCUGAUGAAGAUCCUCCACAGCACAACUCCCCAUUACACCCGCUGCAUCAAACCCAAUCCGGAGUGCCGACCCCUGACCUUCAGAAAGGAGGAGGUUAUUCUCCAACUGGAGGCCUGUGGCAUUGUGGAGACCAUACACAUCAGUGCAGCGGGCUUUCCAAUAAGAAUUCCCUACCGGAGUUUCCUUCAGCGUUACGGACUGCUUUCCAGCUUGACAGCCGUUGCUCAGGGAGCGGAUGGUAAUGGAUUGGAGGCUGAUGGCAUGGACGCUCUGGGCCCCGCCGUGGAAGAGGUUCUCAGCGCGGCGUUAAGACGACACACCAGGAACGAGACGCGAAGCGCCCUGGUGCACUGCGGCAGGACCAAGGUGUUCCUGACCAACUCCAUGCUAGAGCUGCUGGAGGAGAGCAGGAUUAGGGCACGCUCCCAGAGAGCCUUCGCCAUUCAGUGCUGCUGGCACCGGUACCAGCGGCGCAGGCGUCACGCCAGGAGACGGGCCGCAAUCCUGAUCCAAGCCGGGGUGCGCUCAUGGCUGGUCCGAAGGGAGGUUCAGAGGUGGAAUCAGGCAGCCGCGGUCCUGCAAAGAUCCUGGAGGAAGUGGAGGGCUCUGAUGGACACCCUGGCUGAGGCAGAGCUGGACGAUGCCGAGGACCUCCGGGAGGAAGAGGCCGCGCCACCAGAGUUGGACCCCGUUCUCCGGGCCAGAGGCUCCGUGCAGCUCUCCAGCCUCCCGGAGCCCGUCAUGGUACGAGGUUGGCCCAUGGGCCUGGCCCUGGCCUCUGCUCCCACGAUCACUGUGUCCAUGACCGCCACGGGCUUCCACAAGAUGAUGUCCGCCAUGGCCUGCCUCAGUGCUCACUGCUUCAGGAGUGGGGAGUACAAGGUGGAGACCAACCAGUUCAAACAGGGGGUCGCCUCCAUCAGAGCUCAGCCUCGGGGAUCCAUUAAGCUCCACUACCAGAGAUCCCCACUGCUCUACGCUGACAGGCGUCCAGACCACAAGCGUGACGGAGUGACAGGAUUAAACCAGAUACUUCUGGAAGGCAUCUGAGAUGAUCUAAUCUAUUUAUUUUAUUUCUGUGAUCCUUCUAGCUAGGUUCAUCAGUACAUUACAUGUAUGACUGACUGUAGCUUCAUAUUCAACACUAGAACUGUGCUGCCUCAGAGUUAUAAUAGCACUUUUUAAUGAGUACUGUAGAUCCUGCUAAUGCACCCAGAGUAAUGAACUUGUAGUCUUAUAGCUGCCAUAUUUGUUGAAUUGUUGAAUGACUCGGGUGUAUGACACUUCUGUGCCUUUCUCAGAAUCUGUGGAGUUAAACUCAAGAAUGUACUGUUGGCAAAUUUGUAUCUAUGUGCUGAGGGAAAGCAUUGCUUUGGGAUAUUUUUUGUACGACUUCUUUAUAUUUCUACAUUUUUAUUUUAUUUUCAUUUUAAGUUAUUGACAGGAUUGUUGGAGGGAAUUUGUCUAUACAAUGUUACUUUGAUCAGGGAUAAAUGUUCUGUACAUUGAGUGAUCUAUCCAAAUCAAUCGUAUCAGUACACAUGUAGGUGGAAUUUGUGUGUUGUCCAAAUAAUGGGCAAGCAGAGUGUUCCCGCCUGUCUAUUUCACAGCACUCAUGAGAUGUUCAUUAGAAGGGCAACACUACAGUGUCUUCAUGAGACAAAAACACUAUGGGACUUUGGCAGUACAUCUUUAAAAUCAACGUUGACCACAUUCUCACAGAUUACUUCAGUGUUAGUUAUAUGGAACAAAACUACUUAUUAAAAUGUUGAUGUGCCACAUUAAGUGCCCGAGACAAUACAGUAAAAAGGUCUGUAUACUUUGUUCAGUAGUUUGCUACCAAUACAGUAAUUACCUUUGCCUUGUCUGAGAUGUUACUAUAUUAACGUAUAUUUUGCAACCCUCUGGUCCUGUAAUCCUUCCUUGAAUUGUUUGUAUUGUAAACUAUCAUUUUUGUAUAAGGGCAUUCAGAGACAAACUCAGACCAAAUGUUUUGAUGAGUGAUAUUUUGGGUGGGUUAUAUAUAGCUAAAAACACCUAUGGCUUUGCACAAAUUGUCUUUGCAAUACUGUUGUUGUUCCAUGUCAAAAAUAUUUAACAAGAUGAAAUAAAGUUGAAAGAAAAACA
Molecule: messenger RNA, 4223 nt
Organism: Esox lucius (northern pike)
Lineage: Eukaryota; Metazoa; Chordata; Actinopteri; Esociformes; Esocidae
Product: unconventional myosin-XIX
Exons: 24
Coding region: 252-3146 (964 amino acids)
Biological process (GO): actin filament organization; vesicle transport along actin filament
Cellular component (GO): myosin complex; actin cytoskeleton; vesicle
Molecular function (GO): microfilament motor activity; actin filament binding; ATP binding
Source: RefSeq, a predicted model, not a curated record